Molecule: messenger RNA, 2551 nt
Organism: Arabidopsis arenosa
Lineage: Eukaryota; Viridiplantae; Streptophyta; Magnoliopsida; Brassicales; Brassicaceae
Source: the annotation of a GenBank genome assembly
CCUAGAUUAGUUUGUUAUCAUCAAUCAUCCAUUUCAAGAUUUAAUCUCAAAGGUUUUAUUUUUUUGUUUGCGUCUUAAAUGGAGAAUCGUAAAGGAGGAAACUUUAGCGUACCUAGCUCCGAAGCUUUGACCACGACGCUCCGUAAUGCGAUCCAAGCUCUGGGUCGUGGUUUCGAUGUUACAUCUGAUGUUCGGCUUCUUUAUUGCAAAGGAGCUCCUGGGUCAAGACUUGUUCGUAUAGAAGAAGGACAAAACAGAGAUCUUGAGUUGUCUGAUGGGUAUCUUCUUCCUAAUGUUCCUGCUGAUAUUGAGUGUUCACGCGGCCGAAUUGGCACUCAGAGAAUCCCUGUCUGCAGCUUCCAUCAGAUGGCAGAAUACUUCAAUGAGAUAUCAGGUGUAAAGGGGAACAUACCACUCGGAUGUUUUAACGCAAUGUUCAAUUACACGGGUUCUUGGCAAGUUGAUGCAGCAUCCACAAAAUCUCUUGCACUGGUUGGAUUUUUUAUCCCGCUUUAUGAAGUCAAAUUGGUAAAUCUUAAAUUGGAUUUGCACAAUGAGAUCAGACGCGCUGUUCCUUCCUCAUGGGAUCCCGCUUCCUUAGCUAGCUUUAUUGAAAAUUACGGCACUCAUAUUGUAACUUCGGUGACCAUUGGUGGAAGAGACGUAGUUUACAUUAGACAACAUCAGUCUUCUCCUUUACCGGUAUCUGAAAUUGAAAACUAUGUGAAUGAGAUGACGGAGCACAGGUUUCAUGAAGCAGAGAGUCAAUCUAUUACCGGCCCCUUAAAAUACAAAGACAAGGAUAUUACAGUAAUAUUUAGGCGAAGAGGAGGCGAUGAUCUUGAGCAAAGCCAUGCUCGAUGGGCUGAGACAGUACCCGCAGCUCCAGACAUUAUCAACAUGACUUUUACUCCUAUUGUUUCUCUGCUCAAAGGUGUGCCUGGUUUACAACAUCUGACUCGAGCUAUCGAUCUUUACUUGGAAUAUAAGCCUCCUAUUGAAGAUUUACAAUAUUUCUUGGAUUUCCAAAUAGCUCGAGCUUGGGCUCCCGAACAGAGUAACCUCCAACGUAAAGAACCUGUGUGUUCUUCUCUCCAAUUCAGCUUAAUGGGUCCGAAACUGUUCAUCAGUGCUGAUCAGGUAACGGUUGGGCGUAAACCAGUCACAGGUCUCAGGCUGAGCUUAGAAGGAAGCAAACAAAACCGUCUCUCUAUUCAUUUACAACACUUAGUCUCUCUCCCCAAAAUCCUGCAGCCACACUGGGACUCUCACGUACCGAUAGGUGCACCGAAAUGGCAAGGACCAGAGGAGCAAGAUAGCCGCUGGUUCGAGCCAAUCAAAUGGAAGAACUUCUCUCACGUAAGCACCUCGCCUAUCGAACACACUGAGACCCACAUCGGCGAUCUCUCAGGCGUUCAUAUUGUCACCGGAGCUCAGCUCGGGGUUUGGGAUUUCGGAUCAAAAAACGUUUUGCAUUUGAAACUACUCUUCUCUAAAGUCCCCGGAUGUACAAUAAGACGGUCCGUCUGGGACCACACACCGGUUGCUUCCUCAGGGAGACUGGAACCGGGAGGUCCAUCUACAUCGAGUUCGACCGAGGAAAAGAGAGAGGACGUGUCAGGGCAAUCAGGGAAACUGGCCAAGAUCGUGGAUUCUUCAGAGAUGUUGAAAGGACCACAGGAUUUGCCUGGACAUUGGCUUGUCACUGGAGCAAAACUAGGCGUUGAAAAGGCAAAGAAAAGAAAAUCAAGGAUGGCUUCGAGCGGCAGCGAAGAUCAGGUGCCUCCUGGAGGUCCGGUGACGGUUUCAACACGUCUGAUUGAUGCCGGAUCAACGAUCAUGCAGCGACGAUUACCAUUGAAGAAGAUGAACACUCAUGUCUCUACUUUUGCGAUAUAUGGUGGUGACAUGUCCCGGCAAAUAGAGACUCACCACUACGUCCACCGCGUCAACGACGAGUUCCUUCAGUGUGCUGUUUACGCCUCUGACCGUUCCGAUGCACCUCUCAUCGGAAUUGAAUAUGUAAUAUCCGACCGAUUAUACGAAACUCUGUCUCAAGAUGAGCAAAAGCUUUGGCACUCUCAUGCUUACGAGGUUAAGUCAGGCUCGUGGGCUUAUCCACGAUUGCCUGAGGUUGUGGCUGCUCCGGAGCUCAAGAACAUAGCCAAAACGUACGGAAAGUUUUGGUGUACCUGGCAGAUAGACCGAGGUGACAAGUUACCAAUGGGUGCACCCGAACUUAUGAUGUCACCUCAGGGGGUGGGGCAAGGGGUAUUAAGGCCAGAGUUGGUGAAGAGAAGAGAUGAGAAGUACAACAUUUCGACAGAUGAAUUGAAGCACAAGAGAGCGGAGAUUGCUGAACCAGAGUGGAUCAAUCCGAUGGCUGAUUACUGGAAGCAACAUGGUAAGUGUUUUGUACUGGAUAUCGUGACUGUCGAAAUGAACCGUAACGCGCAAUUCCCGUGAACGAUGUCCUCUCAUUACUCACUUGUAUGAGUAAUGAACUUGGUAUAGAAAUCGAAUGUAUAUAGAAUAAUGUUUUACUCGAUUU